AUGUUUGAUAGUGACGAUGAUACAAGUAGUGUAAGCUCUUCCUCAACCAUGCAAUCUGAGAGAGUGUUGAAUCCUGGCAUGGAUGAAGUUCAGGUUCACAAAGAUUCUAUGUUGGACCAAUCCCUUGAUGCUCUCUAUGAGAAAAGGAGUUCCACGAGAGAGGAAGCUUUAGCCUCCAUUAUUGAAGCAUUUAACAGCGAUUUGCAGUUUGAGUUUGUGGAAAAGAAAUUUGCCACUUUAUUGCAUCAAUGUUUACACUGCACCAAGAAAGGGUCUAGUAAAGAGAUUUCAUUAGCAACUCAUGUUAUUGGGUUGCUAGCAUUGACUGUUGGACUUGGGGAUCAAGCGCAAGAGAUUUUGGAAGAAUCCAUAACUCCUCUUUCUCAAGCCCUUAAAUCUGGUCGUGACGCCUUGAAAAUAACUUCGAUACUUGAGUGUUUAGCAGUCAUAACCUUUGUUGGUGGGACUGAUCCAGAUCAAACCGAAAAAUCUAUGCAAAUAAUCUGGCAAAUGAUUCACCCCAAACUAGGCUCCAAUGUUGUUGCAACCAAACCUUCACCUGCUGUAACAACUGCUGUUGUCUCUUCCUGGGCGUUUCUGCUCACAACACUAGAUCAGUGGAAGCUAAGUCCUAAAAUUUGGCAAGAGAUUGUUACUUAUCUCUCUUCACUGUUGGAAAAGGAUGACCGAUCUGUACGUAUAGCUGCUGGUGAAGCGCUUGCAGUGAUUUUUGAGUUGGGAGACCUAGAGAAAUUCUCUGCAGAAGCCAAAGGAUCUACUAAUGGAUCAGUGAAAGAAGGAAGUGUGUCUCAGGAGGCAGUGAUGCACAUGCAUGGCUUAAAAUCUAAAGUCACUAAUCAAGUUAGAGACCUCUCUGCAGAGGCAGGUGGUAAAGGUUCUGCUAAAAAGGACCUUAACACCCAACGAAAUUUGUUCAAAGAUCUUACUGAGUUUCUUGAGGGUGGAUACGCCCCUGAAACCUCAACAAAGGUUGGUGGGGAUUCUUUACAGACGUCAACGUGGUGUCAGAUGAUACAGUUGAAUUUUUUAAAGCAUUUCCUUGGGGGUGGCUUUAUCAAGCAUAUGCAGGAGAACGAUUUCCUUCAUGAUGUAUUUAGUUUCACUCCAAAGAAGAAGUUUGGUGGAAGGGAGUCUCAUCUGUCUAGUGAGGAAAAGAGGUUGUUUAAAUCACCAAACUCAGCUCUCAACAAAGCAAGAACGCAGUUCCUGAACAACCAGAGGAAAUUGGCUAAGAAUAUGAACGUUGGGCAUUACGCAGCAACGGCGGAGGAGAAUGAAUGA
Molecule: messenger RNA, 1302 nt
Organism: Arabis nemorensis
Lineage: Eukaryota; Viridiplantae; Streptophyta; Magnoliopsida; Brassicales; Brassicaceae
Source: the annotation of a GenBank genome assembly